AUGGCUUCCCUGGGGGAGGCCGGCGUCGCGUACGGCAGCCCCGCGAGCGCGGAUGCUCCCCCCAUGGUGGUGUACCGCCCCUUUGACUGCUGGGCCGCCAACAGCGACUGGUCGGUGCAGCUGCCGCGCGACGAGGCGCCCACCUGCAUCGCGGCCGGCCGCAGCUUCGUCGCCGUCGCCACCUCCGCGCAGCUGCUGCGCAUCUACUCCCCCUCCGGCCGCCAGCUCGCCGCGCUUUCCCUGCCCGGCCCCGCCGUCGCGCUGGCCGCGGCGGGGCACGCGCUGCUGGCCGCCCACCAAGCGGCCUCCCCCUGCUGGGAGGCGCCGGAGGCGGGGUCGCAGCGCCUGGCGUACUUGCUGCUCGAUGUGGCACGGCACGCGCAGCUCGCGUCGGGCCCGCUCCCGCUCGCGCGCGGCGCGCCGCUGGCGUGGCUCGGUUUUAGCGAGGAGGGUCUGCCGGCGGCGGCGGACGGCGCGGGGGUGGUGCGGCUGCGGACGGCGGAGUGGGGGGGCGCGUGGGUGCCGGUGUUUGACGCGCGGCUGGCGCGGUCAGAGGGCGGGUCCGAGGUGUUCUGGCCCGUGUCCAUCAGCUGCCGCGAGCUGACCUGCGUCGUCACGUCGCAGGCGGCGCCGCACCCGCCGGUGCAGCCGCGCCCGGUGCUCAGCGUGCGGCCGCUGCAGGUCCCCCUCGCCGCCGCGGAGGGCGCCCCCUCGGACCUGGAGGACGAGGCGCUGCGCCUGGGACUCAGGGCCGCACACAUCAGGGCGGCAGCUGCAGAGGCAGACGUUUAUCAGCUGCAGCCGGGAAUUUCGGCGGGUGCUGCCGCGGCUCCUGGUCUGUGA
Molecule: messenger RNA, 843 nt
Organism: Monoraphidium neglectum
Lineage: Eukaryota; Viridiplantae; Chlorophyta; Chlorophyceae; Sphaeropleales; Selenastraceae
Product: WD repeat and HMG-box DNA-binding protein 1
Exons: 7
Coding region: 1-843 (280 amino acids)
Biological process (GO): mitotic cell cycle; DNA repair; DNA-templated DNA replication
Cellular component (GO): nuclear replication fork
Molecular function (GO): chromatin binding
Source: RefSeq, a predicted model, not a curated record